Molecule: messenger RNA, 1675 nt
Organism: Lecanosticta acicola
Lineage: Eukaryota; Fungi; Ascomycota; Dothideomycetes; Mycosphaerellales; Mycosphaerellaceae
Source: the annotation of a GenBank genome assembly
AUGGCAGGCGACGCAGUCUCGGACCGGCAAUGUACAAGCUGUCACGCCGAGGGCAAGAUAACAUGCCAGUCUUGCAAGCUUGUUCUUGUAAGUGGCUCUCUUCACACAGAGUCUGCGCAUAAGCUGACCAAUUGUAGUAUUGCAGUGCCAAGUGCGCAAAGCACCACGCAGCCAAGCACCGCCGUGAUUGCAAGUCGCCGCUGAUGAAGCCCAACUGGAAACCGAGUUGGGAGAUGGAGAAGCGUACACCGGCAUUCAUCGGGGACGGCCCUCCACAGGUCGCUUUCGGCGGCAAGAAGUACUUCUGGGGCAACGUACCGGCCAUCGACAUCCUCAACCUGCCAGCCAAUGAGGGAGAAGAUCAUGAGAAAGAACUACGUCUGCUUUUCGCAGCCUCUGGAGAUUGGAGAAAUAUCGUCAAGACCAUCGCUUCCUUGCCCGUCGGAUAUGACAAGCAGCUCUCGGUCUUCGUCAACGAUCUCGACUUCGAUGUCGUAGCGCGCAACAUCAUCUUCGUGCUCAUUGCCUUGACAUUUGACAAGACCACUGAUGCGGUCGAGUGCAUGCUGCAUGUCUGGUAUUCGGCCACAAUUCGGCAGUCUGAUUUCGACAUCCUCAUCAACCAAGUCCGUCCUCUGAUUGAAACAGUCGUCGACAAGAUCGCGGGCAAGGCCUCGAAUCAGGUGCUUGGAAAGACUUGGACAUUCGGUGCAAACAGCUGCCGAGUGGAGCUGCCCAAGUGCCUGUGGGACCAGCUGCUCGCAUACUUCGAGGUCCCCAAGGGCCUCACAGCGGAGGGCGCCUACAAGAUCCGCAAGGACGUCACAUUGGCACGCGAGCGCGUCGACUAUCGAGACCGCCACAUGCUCCUCCAAAUCCCAGCUCAUCGCGUCGGCAUGAGCAAGUUUCGGGAAGAUGGGAUUCUUCUCCCCCUUGGGAAUUCGCGCGAGAAGUUCACCGUGCCGAAUCCGUGAGCACAUGACCCAAGUCACCAGCGGAGACGUAGGAAAGGCUAACGAGCAGCUCUAGGACUUUCUUCCAGGGCGCGGACUGGCCCAUGAAGGACUCGUCGGAUCCGAUGGAAGGCUGGCACUACCCGGAUGUUGUCAAGGUCGAUUGCGGACCGGCCACCAACGACCUGUACGGGAAACUCUACUACCAUGUCAAGCACGUACUCACUUCGUUCCGCUCCCGUCUCGCUGCGCCCGGCUGCAAGUUCCACAUGCUCAACAUGAACGCCGCCGAGCUUCCGCAGCAUCUGGCCGGCAAAGACUUCGCACGCAUCGAGGUAUGUUGUGUUUGGAAAAUGUUCGCUCUGUGUAAAAACUCUGCUGAUAUAAACAACACACAGACCUCCAACAUCGCAGAUAGAGCUUACCUAGGCACCGCUCGCACCGUGGGCCUCCUCGGUCCGCUGCUCCAGAAACCUGCCGACAACCCCUACGCGACACUCAUCACUUCCUACAUGAACGCCGUCGAGGAAGUGUGUCUCCAAGACGGCAAGACUUCCCAGACCGACAUUGCAAAGGUCUUCCAGUACCUGCCCCGCCCGACGGACUUGAUGGGCAUGAUGGCCGCCAUGACGACGACCACCCACGGCUCGAACGCUUGGAUGAUCGCGGCCCUCGCAUCGCUGCACUGUGUUCGGGACGUGGAAGGGCACUUUGGCUCGUAA